GAGAUUUCGAGAGAUUUCGAGUUUGACACAAGCAGGUGAAGUGUCAAAUGCACAUCUGUUGAAGGAGAAUGGACUUCGAGAGUCCGGAUGUCGAAAAGGAAUUUCCCGGAUUGUACGCGUCCGAAUCAGGAAGGAAGAGCAAUGAGAGCGAUUUUAGUGAUGAAGGCAGCCACGACAAGCAUUCCAAGAAGGAGCUCUUGGGUGGAAAGCGUAAGGACAAAAAGGAUAGAAAAGAUAGGGGCUACGCAACCUUAGAGGGUGAAAGUUCACCAGACGAAGAUCAAGAAACUAAAAGUCCGUCAAAAUCAAAAAAGACCAAAGCCUUUAAAUUUCCUUCUAAGAAAGAGAAACGAGAGAAAUCACGGGAGAAAGAGGCGAAGGAAAAAGACACUGAGAAGGAAAAGGAUAAAAAGAAGAAGGAUAAAGAUGAGAAGGAUAUAGAAAAAGAAAAACGGAAAGAUAAGGAUAAAGACAAGUCUAAGCAAAAAUUGAAAGAUCGUAAGAAAGGGAAGCAUGUAGGUGGCGAAGGUUUGGAUAUUGGUGAGGAACAACCGGUUUUCGGUGUUAGUCUUCACUUAGCGAUUGAAAGAAGCUGUUGUCAUGAUGGAAUCAAAUUACCAUUGGUGGUGCGAGACUGUAUCGAUUAUGUAGAGGAGCACGGAAUGAAUGUGGAGGGUCUGUACAAAGUCCCCGGGGUGAAGUCAAAAGUUCAGUAUUUGAAAAAAUUGUACAAUCACCGAGAACCGGUGAACAUAUCCGAAUUCGAACCCACGGUAGCUACGAGCUUAUUGAUACUCUUUCUUAGAGAACUACCAGAACCCGUGUUGGAGAAUAGCGAAACGAUAUCACGCUUCGAACAGGCCGCGUCGACCAAGGAUGUCGAACAACGGGAAGCGCAAUUGGCGCAAUUGACGCAGCAGUUACCGGAAUGCAACAGGAUUCUCUUGGCAUGGGUUAUACUGCAUUUGGAUCACGUCACAAUGCGAGAGAAGACGACAAAAAUGAACGCCCAAACGAUUUCGAUGACGUUAAGUCCGGUUCUACAAAUGAGUCACCGAUUGUUAUUGGCUCUGUUGUUUCACUGUAAGGCUUUAUUCCCAAAUAUACAAUUAACAAAAUAUGUGCCACCAUUGUCAUCUGGUAGCACCAAUCUACCUGAUUCUGUGGAAGGUAUAGCUGCAGAAUUAUCUAAACAAGAAUCGUUACUAUUCCAAAUUCACAUGCAGAUGAAUGCUGGUUUUGUAACAAAGUCUCGCGAGGAACAACUGUGGGAAGUGCAACGAAUGAUAACCCAAUUAAAGAGAAAGUACAAAACCGUUCAAAAAUUGGAAGGCGCUAUGCAAAAGAGUUUAGACGAAGAAAUCAAAUCGACCGAUAAUGUUCCGAUAGAAUCUAUCUCGCAAAAACCAAAACCCGUCGACGAAGAUCCCGGUCAAGUAAAAUCCGAUAAUCAACCGUCGAACAAUGCGACAUUGAUAAAAAAGGAUAGUAAACUGCAUAAUGCGGAAGAAGGGAAGGAAAAAUGUUCUUGUUCAGCCAGUAAUUCGCACACCGCGCAAAACGGACAGAACGUAAAUGUACAAGAAAAGGACAUGGUUGAUUCCGUAGAUAAUGCGACAGUUACACCUCAAUCGAAAGAAUCUGAAAAUGUAACACCGAACGACAAAGCAAACGAGCCUGAAGAGGAGGAUCUUAUAGAUCAGUUGCGAGAGAAGCUGAUCCAUGAGGAACUGUUGAACAUGCAAGUAUUAUUAAAGUCUCGUAUCAGCCAGGAAAGGAACGAGAUCAAACGAUUAAUGGAAAUGCUGACAGAAUGCGGCACAGAGAAGAAGAAACCCAAAGAAAGGAUACACUCUCCCAACGAAGCCGAAAUGACGGCUAUGAUACAGCUAGUCAAGGAGAAUCAGUUACUCGAAAAAAAGAUGACAACAUUGAUACGCAGUAUAAUCGAAGAGAAAGAAGCUUGCGUGGAACUGCGGGUUCAAUUAGCGGUGCAUCAACUGAUGGCCAAAACUUGACCACAGAUCUGUUCGUGACGCUUCGGAAUUACAAUACAAAGCAUCUAUACGCUAUAAAGAUACAAUCUGACAUUACGUUUUUGCACAUAAUGUGACCAUAUAUAGUUUAUAACAUGUUACAAUUAUACCAUGUAUCAUUAACUCGUUCUAUUCUUCCGUGAAGUAAUAAAACUGUACAAAAUGAAGCCAGAA
This is a messenger RNA of Formica exsecta, 2210 nucleotides long. It is a transcript of the gene Rlip, whose product is annotated as ralA-binding protein 1. Gene Ontology annotation, biological process: small GTPase-mediated signal transduction. Gene Ontology annotation, molecular function: GTPase activator activity; small GTPase binding. The record is from RefSeq and is a predicted model, not a curated record. The coding region runs from base 69 to 2018 and encodes 649 amino acids. Lineage: Eukaryota; Metazoa; Arthropoda; Insecta; Hymenoptera; Formicidae. The transcript is spliced from 9 exons.